Ornithodoros turicata is the source of this 1855-nucleotide messenger RNA. RefSeq lists its product as uncharacterized. NCBI's taxonomy places the organism in Eukaryota, Metazoa, Arthropoda, Arachnida, Ixodida, Argasidae. The coding region runs from base 325 to 1563 and encodes 412 amino acids. The record is from RefSeq and is a predicted model, not a curated record. The transcript has a single exon.
CAGUAAAGGGGUAAAGGCCGGUAUGGCACUAUAAGAUACCGUAGUGAUGAGCCGUAGCGUAUGUGGCGUAUAUUUCUGGCUCGUAUUAUCAUUCUGUCGUGAUUUCCAGGAAGCAACCAAUGGAAAACGCCCUAAUUAGCCCGGAGUGAGUCUUGAUUCGGGUGCAAGUUCACAUCUCUAGGGUUUCCAAGCUACGGGAUUUUCGACUUUGGAUCUUACACGCGGGAUUUUUGCAUCUGGAUUUUUAUCUGUUGCAUUUUCAACUUAGGAUUUUACAACAUGUUUUUUUGCAAUGGUCCUUGACUCUGUUGUUCAGCGAGAGGUAUGUUUACAAUUAUAAACGUCACCGAAGACAAUGGUAAUCUCAAAUCCCCACCGAUCCGCGCUCUGAAAGAAGCCCUGAAAGCGCAGACAGUUGACAAAAUAUGGGCUGUAGCUCCGGGUCAUGUGUUCUACGUCGUUCGAGGUGACAGUUGUUUGCACACAUGUAGCCUCUAUGAGAGUUUGUCUUCAAACGUGAAACAAGCGCCUGUGAACUCGCCACUGAUUAACUUAAUCGGCGUGGGGAGCGGCUACGUGAUCAUUGUCGCUGAAGACGGCACAGUGCAAGUCUUGAAGCAUUCCCCCGAAGAAGGUUGGCUGCCAGCAGGACGUAUUUGUCUCCCAGAGGGCGAUCCAAUUGUUCGGGCCGCGUUAUGCCAAAACCGAUACUUCUUUUGGGUCCGUCAAGGACGAGGAGCGCACCCAGCUGUUUCGUGCGCCCUGUGGAGGUGCAUCUUCUCCCCCGAAGACUGCACCGUUACCAGCGUUUGCUGUCUAGCUGUCGGUUUGCCCGUACAUAGCCUCUAUACAUUUGGAACUUCCGUAACAGUCUUCCCGUCGGCCCCCGACGUAACAGCAAUUUUUUGGACGUUCACCGAAGCGGACACAUUCAGUUUAUCGCCGAUAUCUCAACCAACGCAGCAUCUGUACAGCAGUACCUUUGAGCUGCCACUCGACGCCGGCUUUCAGUACAGGCGUCACCUUCGCCUGUGGCGACUGCAAGACCGAGCCGCGCAGGUCCUAGACGUUUUGCCGUCCCAUCUUGGAACCAGCCUGUACAUUUUUGUCUGGGACGGCACACUAACGACCCUGAGCAUCUUGGGUCCGAAUCCACGAACUCUACAACUGGAGACCGGAUUGGAACGGCCCGUAGCCUCUUUUACCUUUGGUCCUGUUAUCGUGCUUGUUAGGGAGAAAGAAUUGACAGUUUAUGACGUGAAAACUGGAAAACAGAUGCAGCACAGCGAGCCUGUACCGGGAAAGCUACGCAAGGUAUUGGCCGUCAUCGGAGGCUUCUGUACGGAAACCGGCAUCCACCGCCUGCGUCUGCACCAGGACGCAAAGGACGACAGACUGCCGUGCGUGCUGCAGAGCGAAGCCCUGCAACUCUGCUUCUCGCUGCCCGACUGCGACGUCGACAAAGUGUCGACGGCGGUUCGAACUAAGUUGCACAGGAUUCUGGAGCCGUUAGUCGACUGCUACCAGAAGCUGCAGGUGGCAAGAGAUGCACUGUUAGUUUGACUAUAGUUAGGAGAGAUAUUCCCCUGCAACCUUCAGAAUGUUGGAGAUAGGGUUCCGCAUUUUCUGCAUUUGCCAACACACACCAGACAGAUUUUUUUUUUUUAAUUUUUAAUUUGGCAUUUUCCUAAAAACUCAGAAUUAUACCGCUGCAUAUGGUGCUACAUGCCGAAAAUGCCGGUACCCGAUUAAAGUGGAGUGCGGGGAACACCGCCCUUCAGAGCCGUUAGCCUCUAGUUCGAGGAAAAGCCUUCCCCUGUACAGGGGCGGAACCAGACCCUCAGUUUGGGGGGGG